AUACCUUCCAUCUCACCAUUCCCUUCCCAUCAGAGAUCAGACAAGAGCAGACAGCCACACACCACACGCACAGCCUCCGCAGCUGCAGGCGCCUGCUGCUCUCCGACGAGACCCCAAGAACUCGCCAACCUAGGCCAGCCACCCUUCUUCCCCUCUGCCGCAAUGACAAUGCUGGUCGCCGCCGCCUCCGUCAAGCCCUCCACCACCGCGGCUGCGGGCACCUGCAAGGCGCCCUUCAAGCCCCUCCGCCUCCCUCCCCUCCCCGCCGCCGCCGGCCUCAGGCCGCUCUCCCUCGCCGUCUCCGCGCGUCCGCUGUACCGCCAGGAGCAUGUCCUCUCAACCGUGGCGGUGGCGGCGGCGGCGGGCCGCAACGACCGCGCCACGUCCCCCGCGCCGCCGUCCGCCACCGCGGACGGCGCCCGGCCGGUCGAGGUCGCCGCCGCGCCCGCGGAGAACGCGCGGCGCGCCAAGAUCGGGGUCUACUUCGCCACGUGGUGGGCGCUGAACGUGAUCUUCAACAUCUACAACAAGAAGGUGCUCAACGCGUUCCCGUACCCGUGGCUCACGUCGACGCUCUCCCUCGCCGCCGGCUCCGCCAUCAUGCUCGCGUCCUGGGCCACCAGGAUCGCCGAGGCGCCCGAGACGGACCUUGAUUUCUGGAAGUCGCUCACUCCCGUUGCGAUCGCGCACACGAUCGGGCACGUCGCGGCGACGGUGAGCAUGGCUAAGGUGGCCGUGUCGUUCACGCACAUCAUCAAGAGCGGGGAGCCGGCAUUCAGCGUGCUCGUCUCCAGGUUCUUCCUCGGCGAGCACUUCCCGGCGCCGGUCUACUUCUCCCUCCUCCCGAUCAUCGGUGGAUGCGCGCUCUCCGCCGUCACCGAGCUCAAUUUCAACAUGGUUGGAUUCAUGGGGGCAAUGAUCUCGAACCUGGCAUUCGUCUUCCGGACUAUCUUCUCCAAGAAGGGGAUGAAGGGCAAGUCCGUCAGUGGGAUGAACUACUACGCCUGCCUCUCCAUCAUGUCGCUGGUGAUCCUCCUCCCCUUCGCCAUCGCCAUGGAGGGGCCCAAGGUGUGGGCAGCGGGCUGGCAGAACGCAGUCGCCGAGAUCGGUCCCAACUUCGUCUGGUGGGUGGCAGCGCAGAGCGUGUUCUACCACUUGUACAACCAAGUAUCCUACAUGUCGCUGGAUGAGAUCUCGCCGCUUACAUUCUCCAUUGGCAACACCAUGAAGAGGAUUUCUGUCAUUGUCGCCUCCAUCAUAAUCUUCCAAACGCCCGUCCAACCCAUCAACGCGCUCGGAGCCGCCAUCGCCAUUCUCGGAACCUUCAUCUACUCCCAGGCAAAGCAGUAACGCCUUGUCAAGACCACUGUUCCAGCUGCUGCCUGCUGCUGCAUGAGUAUUGCUGAGAAUAUGCAACUGUUGGAUGGCUGAAAGCUGCAGCUGCAACUAGCAGCCGAACAAGCACUAGAUGGCCUCAGUUCACCGUGAAUCAACUCGGUGCUCGAACAUAACAACUUAUGACUAUUGAGAAUAUCUACUAAGAACCCCUCUGUAUAAUAUUACUAGAUCCUCUUUUUUUGUAUUUUCUUUCCUAGGACUAGCUUCCAGUAUUCCUGAGCUCCUCAUUUCCUUGUGUUCUCAUUAUGACUAUGAUGGUGUAGAGAGAGAUGGAUCCAUCUAAAUAAAAGUGCAAGAUUUUUAUUUCU
Sorghum bicolor (sorghum) is the source of this 1706-nucleotide messenger RNA. Its product is annotated as glucose-6-phosphate/phosphate translocator 2, chloroplastic. The annotation marks the transcript as partial. NCBI's taxonomy places the organism in Eukaryota, Viridiplantae, Streptophyta, Magnoliopsida, Poales, Poaceae. Gene Ontology annotation, molecular function: triose-phosphate transmembrane transporter activity; phosphoglycerate transmembrane transporter activity; antiporter activity. Gene Ontology annotation, biological process: transmembrane transport. Gene Ontology annotation, cellular component: Golgi apparatus; membrane. The record is from RefSeq and is a predicted model, not a curated record. The transcript is spliced from 5 exons.